Messenger RNA from Physella acuta, 1983 nucleotides. Its product is annotated as glutamic acid-rich protein. The record is from RefSeq and is a predicted model, not a curated record. Lineage: Eukaryota; Metazoa; Mollusca; Gastropoda; Physidae.
AUCACGUGACAGCAACCUGUCUACAACAAACUCCGCGGGGGUUCCGGCGCUAACUUACUUUACCUGUAUGAUAAGGGGCUGUUUAACACUUCCUAGCAGGUGUACUAAUUACUGUCUUGAGUGAAACACCAUGCAUCGGUCGUACCAAUCCAUCCUGCCCACACACAACAAACUCCUACAGAGGAGAUGGGACAGCACGUACUACGACGAGCACAGAAAGAAGGUUGAGAGCGCUAAGCCAACCAUUGACACAAGAUCACCACAAACCUAUGUUCACCUACAUCUCAAGCUUAAAAAACUUCAGCUUGAAGAAGAAAGACUUGCCAUCAUAGAGAGGGACAAUAGAAUUCUUUUGGAGAAAAUGUCUUACAUUAUGAGGACCAAAGGUCGAAUUGACAACAGGAAUAACUAUGAAUAUAAAAGCUUAAACCGCGAGAGGCGGCAGCGUGAGUUGUUGAGGGUGACUAGAGAAAACCAGGAAAUUCUCAGGAGAAUCAACAUGAGAAAACCAGAGUACAGCCAUGAGAAGUGGCAGUCAGACUGGGAAGAAAAUCAGAAGUUUAUGGACAACAUUUCUGCCUUCCCACCUGAUUGGUGGGUGGAGGAGAAGAAAACUCCCAGGAAUUCAAGGAGCGCAACUAGCCAGAAAAGGAAAGAUGAAAAUGAGGAGGAUACCAGCGAACAGGAAAAGAAAGAAGAGGAAGAGAAUAGUGAAGAAAAAGAUGAUGAUAAUAAGACAACAGAGAAGAAGAAUAAAGACAAGGAGAGUAAAGAGAAACAUGAGAAAGAUGUAAAAGAAAAAGAAGCACAGAAGAAGAAAGAUAAAGGUGAAACCAAGAAGAAAACUGUUGAAAAAUCAAAGGAUAAUGAGAAGAAAAAAGAUGAAAAAGUGAAAACAGAUGAAAAGAAAAAAGAUGAAAAAGUGAAAACAGAUGAAAAGAAAAAAGAUGAAAAAGUGAAAACAGAUGAAAAGAAAAAGGAUGAAAAAGUGAAAACAGAUGAAAAGAAAAAAGAUGAAAAAGUGAAAACAGAUGAAAAAGUGAAAACAGAUGAAAAGAAAAAAGAUGAAUCAGAGAAAAGUGACGAGAAGAAAAAUGAUGAAAAAGUAAAACCUGAUGAAAAGAAAAAAGAUAAGAAAGUGAAAGCUGAUGACAAUGUCAAAACUGACGAAAAGAAAAAAGACGAAACAGAGGAUGAAAAAUCAACAGAAGAAAAAUCUAAGCCUGAUGAAAAGAAAACAGAUGAAAAACCCCAUGACGACAAAAAGAAAACUGAUAAGCCAAAGGAAGCCAAGAAAAAAGAAACCAAUGAAACAACUGAAGAUCAGCAAGGUGAAGUGAAGGUAGUUAGUUCAGAUGAUGAACCAACAGCAGCUGAUCAGAAGAAAAAUGAAUCUGAAGCUUAAACCAAAGUGUUCCCCUCCCCCUUGUUUAUCAAUACUCGUAGAUGUCCGUCCUAUGCUAAUGAAUGUUGAUGUCAAAAAUUUUGGCAAAGGAUAUUAGCAUGACUAAUGAAUUUAUGUAUUUUUAUGUAAACUGAUUUAAGUCCAAUGUUAUUAAAAUAAAUUUCAUUUUAACAUUAUAUGGAUAAUUUUUUGUAACAUUGCUGCCAAGUUCAUAAAAUUGUCCCAAUUGGCUGUGUUUUAAAAUAAGUUUGCUAAGAUAUUGAAUCUAUUCUGAGAAUUGUAAACUAUUCAACUCUUUACAAGUUAGAGGAACCUUAUAAUUUAUUCAAAUGUAUAACCUGCUCAAAUUUAUAAAUUGUAUUGCUUUCUGUGCAUGUCAAUAUCACAAAGUGUUUUUAUGCCAUCAUGUUAUCAGUAUUCUAUUUAUAUUUUGUCAGUCACAUUCUAGAGUUUGAAAACAAAACUAUUUUAUGCUUGGCUGUUAAUCUACUAUUUUAAGUUUGUAAACAUUUUGUUGUUUUUGUACAUUCGUUUCUAAAAUAAUGUUUUUUUUUUCUACCUUAUUUUUUGGCCUGUCU